Letharia columbiana is the source of this 1167-nucleotide messenger RNA. RefSeq lists its product as uncharacterized. Gene Ontology annotation, molecular function: peptidyl-prolyl cis-trans isomerase activity; protein binding. NCBI's taxonomy places the organism in Eukaryota, Fungi, Ascomycota, Lecanoromycetes, Lecanorales, Parmeliaceae. Gene Ontology annotation, cellular component: intracellular membrane-bounded organelle. The coding region runs from base 1 to 1167 and encodes 388 amino acids. The record is from RefSeq and is a predicted model, not a curated record. The transcript has 7 exons. Gene Ontology annotation, biological process: protein folding; protein peptidyl-prolyl isomerization.
AUGGCAUCGGAGAAGUCAAGUAUGUGUCGGGCUCGCGUGACCUACAAUACCGGUGCUGAAUACAGCCAAACAGGUCGUAGCCGGGUCUUCUUUGACAUAGAAAUAUCUCACGAGAAGAAUGGGCGCGUUGUCUUCGAAUUGUAUGAUGAUGUUGUCCCCAAAACCACGGAGAAUUUUCGAUGUCUUUGCACCGGAGAAAAGGGCGAAGGAAAGUCUGGGAAGCCAUUAAGCUACAAAGGUUCUGGCUUCCACCGUGUCAUCAAAGGCUUUAUGAUUCAGGGAGGAGACUUUACGGCUGGCAAUGGCACUGGCGGAGAGUCGAUCUACGGCGAGAAGUUUGAAGACGAAAACUUCGAGCUGAAGCAUUCAAAACCGUUCCUGCUCUCAAUGGCAAAUGCUGGACCGGGGACAAACGGCUCUCAAUUCUUCGUUACGACUGUACCAACGCCCCACCUUGAUGGCAAGCAUGUGGUGUUUGGAGAGGUCCUAGACAAUAAAGGUCUCAUACGGGAAAUAGAGAACCUGGCAACACAGGCGGACAAGCCCACGAAAGAUGUCACAAUCGUUGAUUGCGGUCAGUUAUCUGGCGAUGAGGCUAUGAACGUUGGCAAGAAGGAACCUGAUAGCACAGGCGACACGUACGAAGACUUUCCCCAAGACCAAGGCGAGGAGUACAAAGGCCCCGAGAUUCUCAAGAUUGCCACCGAACUAAAGGAGUUCGGCAACAAGGCCUUCAAAGCCAAUGAUCUGACUCUUGCUCUUGCAAAGUACCAGAAAGGCCUACGCUAUCUGAACGAGUAUCCAGAAGCUUUGCCUGAGGACCCCCCGGAGCUCUCCAAGGAAUUAACGCACAUCCGGUUCACCCUGCACUCGAACUCAGCCCUUCUUCAAAUCAAGCUGAAGUCUUUUGAAGAUGCCCAGAACAGCGCGGACAACGCUCUGGAGGUUGGAGAAGUCUCCAACCAGGAUCGCGCCAAGGCAUCCUACCGCAAAGCUCUCGCUCUCCUGGGGCUCAAGGACGACGAGGAGGCGGUGAAGAGCCUCGAGACAGCCCAAAAGCUGGCGCCAGGCGACGUGGCCAUCAGUAAGGAGUUGGGCGCUGCGAAGAAGAAAGCUGCUGAGCAUGCUAAGAAAGAAAAGGCGGCGUACAAAAAGUUCUUUGAGUAG